Molecule: messenger RNA, 1866 nt
Organism: Durio zibethinus
Lineage: Eukaryota; Viridiplantae; Streptophyta; Magnoliopsida; Malvales; Malvaceae
Product: ultraviolet-B receptor UVR8-like
Source: RefSeq, a predicted model, not a curated record
GUAAAGAUAGUCGGUUAAGAUUCUCAUAAUCCUGCGUUUUCUCUUGCUUCUCUUCCAGGAAAACGGAUCAGAAAAAUUUUCUCAUUUUAAAAAGGAAAAAAGAAAAAAGGGAAAUUAUUUCUUUAAAAUUUGUUAGGAAAUGAAUGGAAAUGAAAGAGAUGAGGUGAAGAUGGAGGAAUGUAAAGCAAUGGUGGUUUUUAUGUGGGGAUAUUUACCUGGAGCUUCGCCGGAGAAAUCUCCAAUGUUGUCUCCGGUUCCCGUCCGAUUACCUGCUUCUAUUCAAGGUGGAGCUUCGUCGUGGAAAGACGUCUGUGGUGGUGGUUGUGGAUUUGCUAUGGCCAUUGCAGAUUGUGAGAAGCUGAUAACAUGGGGUUCAGCAGAUGACGAAGGGCAAAGCUACUUGACAUCAGGGAAGCAUGGGCAAACGCCAGAGUCAUUUCCUCUUCCAACUGAAGCUUCAAUAGUGAAGGCAGCUGCUGGCUGGGCUCAUUGUGUUUCAGUAACAGAUUCAGGAGAAGUGUACACAUGGGGCUGGAAAGAGUGCGUACCCUCUGGGAAAGUCACCCGUGAUUUGAUUACCGGAGGAAGCUUUCAAAAGGAUGUUGUUGGAAAACAGAGUACUUUUCAACCUGAGCAAGUGAGUCCAAAGUCUCGAGGCGCAAGUGUAAGUAGUGGAACAGCUUCUCAAACAGAGAACCGAAAAGCAGGGGAGGAAAUAGCAAAGCGAAGAAGAAUAUCUGCAGUCAAAGAAGAACAUGAGAGCUUAGCUUCUGGAGAUGAAUUUUUCACAUUGUCUCCCUGUCUUGUGACUCUUGGUUCAGGAGUAAGGAUCACAAGUGUUGCUGCGGGUGGGCGCCACACUUUAGCACUAUCAGAUAUGGGGCAGGUAUGGGGUUGGGGCUAUGGAGGCGAAGGACAGCUAGGCCUGGGCUCCCGAAUAAAAACGUUGUCUUCUCCGCACCUCAUACUAUGCGUUGAGCAAACUACUUCUGAAAAAGAUAGUUCUCUAGCAGUUCUUCAAGGAAGCUUGAAUUCACAAACACAACUUUCUCAAGUGGCUGGAAGCUAUGUGAAGGAAAUCGCAUGUGGAGGUCGGCAUAGUGCAGUAAUAACAGAUGCUGGAGCUCUCCUUACCUUUGGCUGGGGACUACAUGGACAGUGUGGCCAAGGAAGCACAAAUGAUCUUCUGAGACCAACUUGCGUUUCUUCUUUGUCGGGUAUUCAAGUUCUAGGAGUUGCAGCUGGGCUAUGGCAUACUGUGUGCAUAGCUGUUGAUGGCCAGGUAUAUGCCUUCGGUGGAAAUCAGUUUGGACAGCUGGGUACUGGUGCUGAGCAGGCUGAGACAUCACCAAAGCAAUUGGAUGCAGCAAGUUUGGAGGGCAAGCACGCAAAGAUGGUUUCAUGUGGGGCCCGUCACAGUGCUAUACUUACAGAUGAUGGCCAAGUACUUAGCUGGGGUUGGAAUAAGUAUGGCCAGCUUGGUCUGGGUGAUACAAUGGACCGUAACAUUCCUGCCCAGGUUGCUAUAGAUGGUUGCCUACCAAAAAAUGUUGCUUGUGGUUGGUGGCACACGCUAUUGCUGGCAGAAACACCAACUUGAGCCCCAAAUUCUUGACAAGAUCCAAGAGGAACAGUUUUGGUAGGAUAGAAAUGUACCGACUCGUCAACGUUCUUUGGAGGAUUCAUCUCUCAGUGUAUGAAUGUGUAUAAAGGUUGCUGUUUGCACAUCCUUUCAAGCAUAUCAGGAGUUAGUUUGUCUUUAACAGCAGAUUGCAGUGCAGUGCCAACUGCAUUAGCUUAUACACAAACAAUAAAUAUUGUACUGAUACAUUAGAUAAUUAGUAGGUUUGUCAUUCCUUUGCCUGG